This is a messenger RNA of Zingiber officinale, 2000 nucleotides long. Its product is annotated as aspartokinase 1, chloroplastic-like. The record is from RefSeq and is a predicted model, not a curated record. Gene Ontology annotation, cellular component: chloroplast stroma. Lineage: Eukaryota; Viridiplantae; Streptophyta; Magnoliopsida; Zingiberales; Zingiberaceae. The coding region runs from base 197 to 1885 and encodes 562 amino acids. The transcript has 14 exons. Gene Ontology annotation, molecular function: aspartate kinase activity.
UCGUCACACAGCACGUUCGCCGCCGCCGCCGCGCUUCCUUCCCACUCAACUUCUCUCCCGCUCUAGCAAGAAGAGAGGGAGGAGAGGGAGAGGAAGUGGAAGAAGCCAUUCUCUUUAAUCCUUUCAUCCCUUGAUCACACUCUUCCCGAUUCUGCUUCAAAAAGAGCACCUGAAAAAUUCGUUUUUUCACUAAGCCAUGGCAGUGACCACAGCGCGGUUUGGUAGCCGAACCUGUUGCCCAGGAGUUAAGAGGGAUUUAUCGACUUCUUUCGCUUUGUCGGCGAGCUUGCGCAGUAAGGUUGAAUUUGAGCUGUAUUCGACGUUUAACGAUGAAAGGAGCUUUGGAAAGAGGAGAACUUUGAAAGUGAGUUGCGAGAAAAGGGCUUCUGCCAUUGUGGAAAAAGAUGCCUCCUUGAGUGAACUUGCUGUUGGAAAUGCCGCACAGCUCAGCGUCGUGAUGAAGUUUGGUGGGUCGUCGGUGGCUUCUUCUGAGAGGAUGAAAGAAAUUGCUGGUCUCAUUCUCAGCUUUCCGGAGGAACGGCCGGUGAUUGUCCUAUCCGCCAUGGGCAAGACAACAAACAAUCUUCUUCUGGCUGGAGAAAAAGCAGUCUGCUGUGGUGUUUCUAAAGUGUCUGAGUUGCGUGAAUUUCUUCACGUGCAAGAGUUGCAUCUCAAAACAGUUGAUGAACUUGGACUUGAUAAAUCGGUUAUUUCUGGUUUUUUGAUUCAGCUAGAGCAACUUUUGAAAGGCAUUGCCAUCAUGAAAGAGUUAACACCUCGUACACGCGAUUAUCUAGUUUCUUUUGGUGAAUGUAUGUCUACACGGAUUUUUGCUGCAUAUUUGAACAAAAUGGGUAUCAAAGCACGACAGUACGAUGCAUUCGACAUUGGCUUUAUUACGACAGAUGAUUUUACCAAUGCGGAUAUUUUGGAAGCAACUUAUCCAGCUGUUGCAAAGAGAUUACAUGGGGAUUGGGCCAUCGACCCUUCAAUUCCCAUUGUCACUGGCUUUCUUGGAAAGGGGUGGAAAUCUGGUGCGGUCACUACCUUAGGCAGGGGUGGAAGUGACUUGACUGCAACAACAAUAGGUAAAGCAUUGGGCUUACGCGAAAUCCAGGUUUGGAAAGAUGUUGAUGGUGUAUUGACAUGCGAUCCUAAUAUAUGUCCAAAUGCGAAGCCUGUUCCUCAUUUGACAUUUGAAGAGGCAGCUGAGCUUGCUUAUUUUGGAGCACAGGUGUUGCAUCCCCAGUCAAUGCGGCCUGCCAGAGAAGGUGAUAUACCUGUUAGGGUCAAGAAUUCCUACAAUUCUCAAGCUCCUGGAACUGUCAUCACUAAAGCGAGAGACAUGAGCAAGGCUGUAUUGACGAGCAUUGUUUUGAAGUCAAACGUUACCAUGUUGGAUAUUGUCAGCACUCAAAUGCUUGGACAGUACGGUUUUCUAGCAAAGGUUUUCUCUAUAUUUGAAGACUUGGAAAUCUCUGUCGACUGUGUGGCCACGAGCGAAGUCAGUAUAUCGUUAACGUUAGAUCCUUCGAAAUUAUGGAGUAGAGAACUAAUUCAACAGGAGCUUGAUCAUGUGAUCGAAGAGCUGGAGAAGAUUGCUGUGGUUCAUCUCCUUCAACACAGAUCAAUAAUCUCUCUUAUUGGGAACGUGCAGAGAUCUUCCUUAGUACUAGAGAAGGCGUUCAAUGUUCUUCGCAAGAACGGAAUCAACGUUCAAAUGAUCUCUCAGGGAGCAUCGAAGGUGAACAUUUCUUUGGUCGUUCAUGACAAUGAGGCAAAGCAGUGUACCGAAGCUUUGCAUUUGGCAUUUUUCGAGAAUGGAUUUUUAUCGCAAGUAGAGGAAGCAGAUUCAUGUCCUAAUGGUUCUUCAAGUGUAAACUGAUUUACAACAUUUCUCAGCUUUUUCUUCUUGUUUGAUGUCGGUUCGAAUGUUAUAAUCUAUUGUUGCAAUGACUUAUGGUUGCAAUAACAAUUGAAGUAGGUGAUCGAUUUUCUAA